Messenger RNA from Cuscuta europaea, 1395 nucleotides. The record is from the annotation of a GenBank genome assembly. NCBI's taxonomy places the organism in Eukaryota, Viridiplantae, Streptophyta, Magnoliopsida, Solanales, Convolvulaceae.
GCGUUAUCCUGAACCUCAUUCUGCUACGUGUGUUGGGAACACCGACAUUACCGAUCACGUGGCUUUGACUUCAGAUUUCAUCUCUAAAGAUGUGAUUGACAUUGUUCACACUGAUCCUUCUCUUAAAGUGCAUACUAUCAUUGAGAUGCUGACGGAAAAGUAUGGGUAUACGGUAUCAUACCGGAGAACAUGGAUGGGGAAGCAAAAGGCCAUAGCAGAAAUAUUUGGCGGUUGGGAAAAGUCAUAUUCUGAAUUGCCCCGUUUCAUGACAGCGCUCCAACAUUCAAAUCCUGGAACUAUUGUGCAGUGGUACCCACCCCCUAAUACUCCCACAGGUUAUAUGCAGUUUCAAAGAGUUUUUUGGGCAUUCAAGGCAUAAAUACAUGGUUUUAAGCAUUGUCGACCCGUACUUACUAUUAAUGGCACACACUUGUAUGGAAAGUACAAGGGUACAUUGCUCGUGGCCAUGGGUUGUGAUGCGAACAACCAAAUAUUUCCAGUGGCCUUUGCAGUUGUUGAAUAUGAGAAUGGGGAUAGUUGGCCAUGGUUAAUGGCAUGUAUUAGGCAGUUUGUCACUAAUAGAGAGUUGUGUGUCAUUUCUGAUUGGCAUGGAGGUAUUGUCAGGGCAAUGAAUGAGGUGGGCAGUACUUGGGAGGAGCCUUAUGCGCAUCAUAGGCUAUGUAUCUGCCAUCUUGCAUCGAAUAUGCACACUCAUUUCAAAGACAUUCAUCUAAAAAAUCUUUUUGCCUAGACCGCAGACAAAAAGAUUAACCAUGGUUAAACCCAGCAGUAGAUCGGUAUCUUGCGAUGUACGCUACGUCAGGGAAAGAGGGUUGAACCCGGAUGAUCGACCUGAUAUCCUAUGUAGGAUAUUCAAAAUUAAGCUCAACCAACUCAUCAAGGAUUUAAAACAAAAUAAGUUAUUUGGAAAAGUGAAAGCAGUCAUUUACACAGUGGAGUUUCAGAAGCGAGGACUGCUACAUGCACAUAUAGUAUUGUGGGUUUAUGAAAAAGAACGAUAUGUCUUGGCCACAUAUAUCGAUAAGAUAAUCUCAGCUGAGAUCCCGGAUGAGAAAUGUGACCCAGAAUAUUACACCAUGGUGAAGGAGCUAAUGAUACAUGGCCCGUGUGGAUUGUUGAACAAAAAAUCAUCAUGCAUGGUUGGGAAUCGUUGCACUAAAUACUUCCCGAAGAAGUUUGUACGACAAACGACCAUCGAUAAAAGCGGUUUUCCACUCUAUAGAAGAAGAUAGAAUGGUAGAACUGUGGCAAAAGGCGACAUUCUUCUUGACAAUAGAUUCGUUAUUCCGCAUAACCGUAUGUUAUUACUGAAGUAUGGUGCCCACAUCAAUGUUGAAUGGUGUAAUCGGACACGUUCAAUAAAGUAUCUCUUCA